Molecule: messenger RNA, 1448 nt
Organism: Hyaena hyaena (striped hyena)
Lineage: Eukaryota; Metazoa; Chordata; Mammalia; Carnivora; Hyaenidae
Gene: CMC2
Product: C-X9-C motif containing 2
Exons: 5
Coding region: 234-473 (79 amino acids)
Cellular component (GO): mitochondrion
Source: RefSeq, a predicted model, not a curated record
GGGGGGCCGAGCCGAGCCGAGCCGGGUCGGCUGUGGAGGGCGAGAGGGACUUGGCCGCCAGGAGCUGCUCCGGCUCCAGCGCCCGCGCGGCUGGCCUUUGGAUGAAGAGUCCUCGCUGCUGACUGUCGCUUCAGCCCUCCCUGUGUGGCCGCGAGUCCGAUUCUUAGGAGUGCAGUUUCCGUGGUCAGGGGUCAUUGGGUUGCUCUGCUGUGCUCCAUCACCUCCUCCUAAAGAUGCAUCCUGACUUAUCUCCACACUUGCACACUGAAGAAUGCAACGUCUUGAUUAACUUGCUUAAGGAAUGUCACAAAAAUCACAGCAUUCUGAAAUUUUUUGGUCAUUGCAAUGAUCUUGAUCGGGAGAUGAGAAAAUGCUUGAAGAAUGAGUACAUGGAAAAGAGGACCAAGAGCAGGGAGCAUGGCAAUGCGAUGAGAAAAAGACUUUUUAAUCCCGCAGAGGAAUCUGAAAAAUAAAUUACAGGCAUACCUCGUUUUAUUGUGCUUCGUUUUAUUGAGCUUCGCAGAUAAUGCAUUUUUAUCAAAUUGAAGGUUUGUGGCAACCUUGCGUUGAGCGAGUCUUUUGGUGCCAUUUUUCCAACAGCAGUUCUCACCUCAUGUUUCUGUAUCACAUUUUGGUAAUUCUUACAGUAUUUCAAACUUUAUAAUUACUAUUAUACUUCUUACGGUGGUCUGUGAGGUCACUAUUGUCCUUGUUUCGGGGCGCCAUGAAGCGUGUCCAUAGAAGAAGACAGCGGACUUAGUGUUGUGUGUGUUCUGACUGCUCACCGACCAGCCCUUCCCUCGUCUCCCCCGGCCCUUGGGCCUCCCUGUUCCUGAGACUCAGCAGUAUUGAAAUUAGGCCAGUUAGGAACCCUAUGCUGGCCUCUAAGUGUGUAAGUGACAGGAAGAGCCCCCCUUCUCUCACUUUAAGUCAAAAGCUAGAAGUGAUUACGCUCAGGGUGAAGGGCAUGUUGAAAGCCUAUAUGGGCCGGAGUCAGGCCUCUUGUGCCAGUUAGCCAAGGUGUGAAUGCAGAGGGAAAGUUCCUGAAGGAAAUCAAAAGGGCUUCUCCAGCGGACAUGCAAAUGCAGAGAAAGCAGACAGCCUUACUGCUGAUCUGGGGAAGGUUUCGGUGGUCUGGAUAGAAGAAUGGACAUUCUGUUAAGCCAAAGCCUAAUCCAGAGCAAAGUGCUCACUCUCUCCAGUUUCAUGGAGGCUGAGAGGCGAAGAAGCCACAGAAGAAAAGUUUGAAGCUGGCAGACCUUGGUUCACGAGGCAUAAAGGAAAGAGGCUGUCCUCAUAACCUGAGAGCACAAGGUGAGGCAGCAAGCGCUGAUGCAGAAGCUGCCGUCACGUCGAGACAAGACCCUUCCCUGGCAAAAAGAUUGACGUGCGGAAAGCUCCGAUGUCAUGGUUAGCACUUUAUCAACAAUAAAGUAUUUUUUAACUAA